Molecule: messenger RNA, 1623 nt
Organism: Diaporthe batatas
Lineage: Eukaryota; Fungi; Ascomycota; Sordariomycetes; Diaporthales; Diaporthaceae
Exons: 3
Coding region: 1-1623 (540 amino acids)
Biological process (GO): regulation of transcription by RNA polymerase II
Molecular function (GO): DNA-binding transcription factor activity, RNA polymerase II-specific; zinc ion binding
Source: RefSeq, a predicted model, not a curated record
AUGCCUCCAAGAAGGUCCCAUAAAAAGAGUCGAGCCGGCUGUCGCCGAUGCAAGGCGCGAAAGAUAAAGUGCGAUGAGGUUCACCCACGCUGUGGCAACUGCGUCAAGCAUGGCGUGCCCUGCGACUUCGAGAACCCCGACGUCGCCCAGGAGCUCCACGCCCUCCUGGCCGGUUCCACGACCUCCCCCGGCUCGAGCGGCCAGGCUGCUUCGAUAGACGACCUCCUCUCGGAGACCUCAAUGUCUCGCCCGGCAGGCUUUGUUCCUGCCACUCCACACUCCUCCGCCUUCUCUGUCCCGUUGUACCGCCAACCACCCCAACCGCUGCCCGGGUCACAACCCAUCGGCCGCCUGACCGAGCUCCGCCUGAUGCACCAGUACACAAACCACACCUACAAGACGCUCGCCAUCACCUCUCCGGAGCUCGCACAGAUGUGGGGCGUCGCCAUCCCGAACCUCGCCUUUUCUGGGUCUACGCACUUGGUCGAUGCCAUUCUGGCCGUGUCAGCGCUGCACAUGAGGAGCCUCUGCCCGAACGACACCGAACUGGUCCGCGCCGGCCACGCAUACAUGGCGUCGUGCCUGAACAACUAUAGUAACAGCUUAAAGAACGGUAUCAACGCUGACAAUGCCGCGACGCUGUUCCUCACCUCCACACUCAUCGCCUUCCAAAGCACCGCGACGCGCAUAUUCACCAAGGACGAGUCCCCGUUCGCCCUGAUGAACGGGGGAGGCUACGAAGGAAGGGAUAUUGGGGCAUCUGGAAGCGUGUAUCAGCCACCUCUGACUUGGUUUCACUCCUUUCAGGGCGUCAAGACGGUCGUGGCGGCUUCAUGGGCAUGGCUGAAGCAGAACGACAUCAUACUCGCAAUCAUCGACUCCCAACCGGUGCUAAACUUGAAUUUUAGCCGAGCGACAGAGGGUUUUUUUGGCCACUUGCUUGACGAUCUGGACGAGGAAAUCGCGGCGCUCGGCCCUUCUGCACCGGUGACCCCGGCGCAGGAUCCGAACUGUAUCAGUGAGCCCAUGGACCUCGCGACGAGCACUCGGCAGGCAUACCAACACGCAGUGGCGACCUUGAACUGGGCACAUAGCAAGCCGGGCAAGGGGGCGCUCGCGUUCCCGGCAACCGUCUCGAAACGGUUUGUCGAGCUCGUUGAGGAGAGGCGACCGCGUGCUCUCGCGAUCCUGGCAUCCUUCUUUGCCCUGCUGAAAGUACUCGACAACAUCUGGUGGCUGCAGGGAAUGUCCAGGAGGGAGGUUCUGGGGAUCGUAUCGCUUUUCAACUCUGACUAUUUCGGACCGGACAUCGAGCGCAAGUGGUGGCCGCAUCUCGAGUGGGCGGUCCGCCUGGCGCUUUACGACACGGGCAGCAGUGGCCACACCCACAUACCUAUCGACAUGUGGGGUCCGGGCUGGGCUGAGGAGCAGCCGAGCGAGCUCACAUUCACGAGCCACAUCGAGAUGCUGAGCGAGCUGGUCAAUCCAAGCUCGCCCAUCCCCGCGCCGCCGAGCGACACGUCCAGGCUCAGGGGGUGCGAGCCGUCUACAUGGAACUCGAGCCUUCCGGCCCUGCCUUCUGAUUCGCCAAUGCAUGCUUUUGCAGCUUAUGCACGGGGAUGA